Molecule: messenger RNA, 811 nt
Organism: Caenorhabditis elegans
Lineage: Eukaryota; Metazoa; Nematoda; Chromadorea; Rhabditida; Rhabditidae
Gene: F32H2.12
Product: SRCR domain-containing protein
Exons: 7
Coding region: 11-772 (253 amino acids)
Source: RefSeq, marked reviewed
UUACGGCUCAAUGUCAUCUGCAGAUGCUCAUAUUGGAUUAGAAAAUGAAAUAGAUGCGAUUCCAAUAGAUUCUGAAUAUAAAGAAGAAAAAGGAUUCAAGUGGUUUUUAAAAUUCUCCGUUCAACAGAUAGGGAAGCGACCAUGCCUUCCUAUAUUGAUUUUUAUGGUCUUAUCACUAAUAUUCAAUCAAUGGGAUAUUGAAAGGGAUAAGUAUGACGGUCCAAGAAUUAUUCCAGAAGACUCUUCAACAACCGGAGUUUAUUUGAGAAAAAAUGACAAACCGUGUGGUUUCAUGAAAUCGAAAUUUGGAUAUUAUGAAAAUCGCACAUGUUCAGCAAAUGUUCUAAUAGAUCGACGGGAAAGAUUUGGAUGUUAUGUCAGUGAUUGUGGAAGUCCGAGAGAAAUAUUAUGCUCUGAAAAUGGAAAUGGUUGGCUUUCCAAAAAAGUAUUUUCCACGGAAUCAAGAUGUGAAGAUAACACCCAUAUUCGUCAUUAUUGUUGUCGGCCACAAUCUCAACUUUGCACGUGGCAGGGUGUAUGGACUUCAACUGAAACAUUUCAGAAUAUAAAUUGCCAGUUUGAGCCUAAUUCAGAAUGUGGGAACUUAUUGUGUACUAAUGGGCAACACAAAAUACUGGCGGAUUCUGAAGGUUUUUGUCGAUCGGUGAUGAUGAAUGGAAGAUGGGGAUCUGCCACGUGUGGCAAGAUUUUUUCAGACAAUUCUGAUGAAUGGUACAAGAAAAUAGAUGCGUAUUCGGUGAUUGAUGUAUAGUUUGCAGUUGAUUAUUUUUAACUAGAUAAAACGAUUUUU